AUGGGCUGCGGGCUGCUGGCCUCUGCCCUGGCCCUGUUGACCUUGCUGCCGUCCACCCCCAGGAGCUGCUCAGACGGAGGGAAGACCUCGACCUCAACCCUGAGGGCCCGGGAGCCAGCCAGGGGCCUUCCUGGCCACCAGGAAAGGAACCCCCAGGAAGCUCCCUUUGAAAUCACCAGCUGUUGGAGCAGUGGUGGCCCUGGUCCCCAUUGUCACCUGACGUGUGUGGUUGGGGAAGCGGAUGGCACCACCCAGCACUCCUGUCCUACGGGCCCCUGCAGCCUGAAGCUGGCGGCCCCCUCCUGUGCUGUGGUACCGCCACUCUCUGCAGGGGACGAGGCCCCUGAGUGGCUUCCAAGAAUGGAUGUCACCUCAGCCACUGUCCCCACGGGGACCCCUAUCACGAUGGCCAUGCAUGCUCAGACCAGCACUCCAAUGUCACAGUUGACCAUCUUGCCCAGAAGCCCCCACAGCCCUCCUCUGAGACCGCUCCACACCCGUGACCCCGUCACCUCCCAUCCUGGGGACAAGCAGCUCCAGCCCUGUGCUCAGUGUCACCCCGGACCCUUGCUGGCCCCAGACCCCGAGGGCAUGGCCAGUCCUGUCAUCCACCACGUACCACAGGCUCCGCUGAGUCUGGGGAUCCGGAUUCAAACGGCGCCCGAAGCAGCUCUCUGUCUAGUGAUGGAUUUCGGGGACGGCUCAGGGGUUCAGAUGAGGGUCCACCGCACACCUGGGGAAGUGGCUGUCACCGCCUACCACCAGUACAGGACAGGAGGCGCCUACGCGAUGGAAGCGGCUGUUUACACCGAGUCCCCUGGAGCUGCCCUGCGGCUCGGGCCUUACUUCCUGGCAAUGGGCCCUGAAGGUGCAGCCGUGACCAUGAACGCCAGCAGCGUCCACCGGGGCCAAGUCCUUGCCUUCAGCAGCUCCCCUGAGGGUCUGAGAAGUUCCGUUGUCAGGCAUCGACUGUCCCCCACGUCCUCCUGCGGCGUGUCCUUCAGCUCUCAGGCUUUCGGGGGCGGCGGGCCGGUCUGGGCCCACGUGGCCGUCCGGUACCAGAUGCAGUCUGUCUCCAUCUACACGAACGGAACUGUGUUUGCCACGGACGCUGAUGUCACUUUUGUGGCUGUUACCGAGGAAACGACGCCGCUGGAGUUCACGUGGCUCUUUGGAGACGCUGCGCCAGUGAGGACGACCCGCAGGAGCAUCAGCAGGAGGCUCGGCGUCCCCCGGGGGUACCGUGUGGUGGUCCAGGCUUCCAAUGGGCUGAGCAGUGUGGCCUCGGAGCCCCACCAUGUCCGGGCACAGAGGAGAGUCAUCGCCAACAGGCUGGUGUCUGCCUCCUGGGCUCUGGUGGGUGACGUUGUGGCCUUUGAGUGCAGACUCAGCUUCGGCACCAAUGUGUCUUACCGCUGGGACUUUGGGGACGGCACCGGUGGCCUGGGGAACAGCUCUGCCAGUCACGUCUAUAGCAGGGAAGGAGAGGUUGCGGUCCGGGUCCUGGCCUUCAACGCUGUCAGCGCCUCCUCCCUCACGAAGCGCCUUUUCGUCGUGCGCCAGCCCUGCCAGCCACCACCAGUGCACAGCCCGGUGCCAGGGAAGGUGCAGGUGUGGAGGUCUCAGCCUGUGACGCUGGGGGUCACCUUUGAAACCGCUGUGCUCUGCGACAUCGCCCAGGGCCUCUCCUAUACUUGGACCUUCACGAACUCUACCGGGUGGCGGGUGCCCCUGCCGCCUGCAGUCCACACCCACGGGCGGACCCUCACCGUGCCCAGCUACUCUCUGGAGCCCGGGAACUACACUGCACUGGCCAAGGUGCAGGUGGAAGGCAGCACCGUGCACAGUAACUACUGCGUGGAGGUGGAGGUGCGAUCCCGGGCGCCCGUCAGUGUGAUCUCUGAGGGCACACACCUGUUCGUCCCCAGGACCCCCUCGUCCACCGUCGUCCUCCGGGGAUCCCUGUCCUAUGACCCGGACUGGCCUGGGGCUGCCCUCAGGUACCACUGGACGUGCUCGCCAGCCAGCACCCCCGAGCGCCCCUGCUUCUCCGGGCCUGCUGCCCACAGCCUGGACACCGGGGCGCCCGCCCUGCCCUUCGAGGCAGGCUCUCUCAGCAGCAGCUACGACCAGUUCCUCGUGACGCUGACGGUGUCCAGCCACGGCCGGAGCUCGUCGGCGGCGCAGGUGUUCCUGUCCACGCUCGCUGACUCAGGGCUCAGACUGGUGUCCAUCUCCUGGGUCACCUUCCGUGGCGUCCCCGUGAACUGGAAUGAGGAGCUCUCGCUGCACGCAGCCUGUGAAGACUGCAGCGAGGCCACCACGCUCUCUUACUCCUGGGACCUCUUCCGGGUCAACGCAACGGGGAGGGACAGAGAGGAAGUUCCCUUUUGCAGAACCGCGGGACUGCUGGGCUCCUCAGGUCUGGGGGCCAGACUGAAGUCAUCAGAGUCCUACCCACCAUCCCUGGGGCCAAGUAGGGCAGAGCUGCAUGUCACACCUGUGCCCUCCUUGCGGGAGCUGUGGCCACAGACCCCUGGCCAGCGGGACUUCUCAGCCCUGGACAGAGCCUCCGCAGAGUUCACAGACCCUGUGCACCCUGCCCCUGCUGCAGGGGAUGCUGUGGCCUCAGACAGGGGUCCCUGGGAUGUGUGGACCCCAGUGAACUCGACCCCUCCCCUGCCUGACUUUGAAGCCCAUUACAGUGACCUCCAGGAAGCAGUGCCAGCGGAAGGAAGGUGGCCGGCUGACUGGACCGACCUCCACCUUCCAGGGCCAGGACCGAGUGUGGGUGCCGACGAGAGCCACAGGGACGGGGACAACCUGCUGGGCCCCUCCCUCCCCACCCGGGGCACAGGGCCUGCACUCCUGGUCGACUGGCCCAAGUCCCCUGUGAGCCGGGCUGUCUUCCACAGCUACACGGAGUCUGGGGCCACAGGACAGACAGUGACAGUAAAGCCAUACUCGCUGAGCCCUGGAGCGACCUAUGUCCUGCAGGCCACUGUGGCUUCGGGGCUCAGCUUCCUAGGGAAGGCUCAGCUAUACUUGACCAUCAACCCAGCCCCUCGGAACGUGGCCUGCCAGGUGCAGCCACCCCGUGGCCUGGAGGCCCACACCGUCUUCAGUGUCUUCUGCACGUCCGGCAGACCGGACUUCCGCUAUGAGUUCAGCUACCUGGCUGGGAACGCAGCCAAGCGCGCCCUGUACCGUGGGACCGACGCCCAGUACUACUUCACGCUGCCUGCGGGGGCGCCCGGGGACGGUCACCAGGUCCUGGUGUCCACUCUGAUCACCGAUGGCAAAGGCUCUGAGGCGCAGCCGUGCGCCACAGCCGUGACAGUGCUGCCCCAUCACCACAAGGACCUCUGCCCCGGGGAGGACGUGUACAAUUCCAGCCUGAAGGACCUGUCCACCCUCCGGCUGAUGGGGAGCCCCGCGGGGGUCCGCAACUACAUCUCUGUGACCACCAGCAUGCUGAGUCGCUGGGCGAAGGGCGGGAGCCCCUCCUGUGGCCUGUGGCCACGCAUUCAGGACGCACUCAUUUCUGCAGCGUGCACCUCAGCUUCUCGAGACCAGGAGGAAAUGGCCGACUGGGUCCUGGUGCUGGGGGACCUCCUCCACUUCCCCAACAAGCUGAGCAUCGCCAGUGCCGAUCACAUCCUCAGAUAUGUGCGCUCGCUGCUGGCUCCCAGGCAGCCCCUCACCAGCUUCCUGGCAGAUGCAGGGCAGGUGCGGGAGCUUGUCCUUCUGGUGGCGGGGGUCCUGCAGGGCAUGGACCACAAGCCCUCACGGGGCCCAGCCCGUCUGCUCGAGGAAGGUGUGCGGGUCAUCUCAGACGCACUGCUGGGCUGCCUGUCAGCUGGCUGCGAGCACCAGCUUCACGUCAGCGCCGGGCAGAUGGAGUUCCACUCGCAGCUCCAUCGCCACGCAGAGAGCUCCACGCUGGGCCUGGGCCCAGUCCAGGUGCAGCUGCCCAUGGACCUGGCCACGCAGGAGACACAGAGCCCCUGCUACAUCAGCCAGCUCACGCUCUUCAGGGGGAGCCCCACCCCAUGGAGACGCGCACCUGGUCAGGUGGGUGUGGUGCUCGCCCUGUCCCUGCACCGCUGCUCCAGCAGGAGGCCCCUCCGCACACAGCAGCUGAGGACGCCCGUGACCGUGGAGUUCGGGGAGGAAGACAGCCCAGGCAGCGACGGAAACGAGACAGCAUUCGUGCUGCUUCAGGACAGAGUGAAUGUCCACCGCCUGGUGGGGCUCUCCGCAGACCCCCCAGAGUCCCUGCAGAUCCGGGUCGAGUUCUGGCAGCCAGCUGCCAGGGCCUUCCCGGUCAUGCUGCUGGUGAGGUUCUUGGAGAAGCCGACGCCGUCCCGCUUCCUGGUGAAACAGACAUACUCCUGGGAGGGGCUCACGGCGCACAUUUCUGUGCCGGCCACAUCGCUGCAGGGCCCCGCCCAGGGGUACCUGUCCUUGCUGGAUGCGGACUACGACAGGGACCCUGCGGACAAGCACCUGGCCAAGGCCGUGAGCUACACCCUGCGGGUCCAGGGCGUCCGCUGCCUGCGCUGGGAUGCAGGGCGGUGGGCGCCCGCGAGUCUCCCCCCACAACCAGGUGCUUCUCCGGGAAAAGUGAGCUGCAGCUACGACCACCCCGCCACUGCCUUCUCCAUGGCAAGGAGGGACCUGAAUGCCACCUUCGAGACAAGCGCCGUGUCGGAGCUGCGGGGGCACCCGGCAAACCCGCUUCCCGGCACCGUGGUGGCGGUUUGUGCGUUUCUCUACGCACUCCUGGUCAUGAAGGGCAAGCGCAUGGACCACCAUGAGAGGAGGAGGACUGGCUGCAUCCUCCCAGAACACGUCCUGCCCGGGCACCAGCUGUAUGCGGUUGUCGUGGACACAGGCUUCCGGGCUCCGGCCCACUUUACUGCAAAGGUUUACAUUGUCUUAUGUGGCGACGACGGACUCUCGGAGCCCAGAGAACUGUACUGCCCGGGGAAGCCCCUGUUCGAACGCAAUUCCAGGCACACCUUCGUCCUCAGCACCCCGGCUCCACUGGGCCCGCUCCGGAAGGUCCGCCUGUGGCACAACAGCCGAGGGGCUUCUCCCGCCUGGUACGUCAGCCACGUGAUGGUACAGGAGCUGCGUGCAGGAUGGGGGCUUGGACGCAGCUGGUUCUUCCCCGCCGAGUGCUGGCUGGCCGCUUGCCGGCAGGAUGGCCUCGUGGAGCGGGAGCUGGCCUGCCUGCGCGGGGGCCUCGGCUUCCGGAAGCUUCUAUACUCCAAGUUCACAGAGCUCCUGGAGGAUUUCCACGUGUGGGCCUCCGUGCACAGCCGGCCGGCCGGCAGGGGCCUCCUGCACACGCCGCGCCUCAGUGUGGCCUUUGCCCUGCUGUGCACCUACACCUGCCUCGCGGCCAUGGUCACCGCUGCAGGACACAAGCAGCUUCCGCCAGCAGCCAGCCCCACUGGUGUGCCCCUCGGGUUCUUCUGGACAGGCUUCCUGUGCACCCUCCUGGCAUCUCCAGGGGCUCAGCUCCUGUCCCUGCUCUUCAGGCUCAGCCAGGAAGCCUGCGGGCCCCACCGAGCACAGCCACACCCACCCCUAGGAGCAGCACCAACCACAGCACCUCCAGCCCCCGGCCGUGCAUUUGAAGGACUCGCCACAUCCCGGCAGCCCCGGGAGCCACCAGCAUGGCUGGGCUUGGCCGCGUGGGCCAUCUGUGGGGCGGUCUCCGUGGCCUGUGCCUUGGGAACAGGGUUUCUAGGGUACAGGUUCAGCCCCACACGGUGUGAGCAGUGGCUGGGCCUGCUGGCCGUCUCUGUGACCUGCUGUGUCUUCAUCACCCAGCCACUUAUGAUCGGCCUCGUGGCUCUGGGCUUUGCCUGGAAAAGGAGACGCGACGAGAAUUUUUUCACCGAGUCUUUACGAGAAGCCACCAAGGGCCUGGAAGCUGACCUGGAGGGGCUCUUUCGCCGCCAGGCGCCCCACAUGCCCAGUGGCUGCGAUCCCCAUGGAUCAGGAGCUGUGGAGAACGUCUUGGCUGCACGCCAGCAAGCGCGCCGCCUGCGCUGGGCGCGUCCCCCGCCCGCAGCCCGGCUCAGGGUCACGCGGGAGAGGAUGAGGAGGCAGACACGUGCCUGGGAGGUGCUGAGAGACGCCGGCCUGUCCACCCUCAUGCUGCUUCUGCAUCUGUGUGUGACCCACGGGGAGGCCCCCUGGGAGGAACGCGCUCUCCACCGUGCCAUCCGGGAUGCCUUCACCAGCAAGCCCACUUGUCAGCUCCCACCCCGUGCAGGGCAGUUUGUGCCAGCAGGGGGCGCUGUGUGCACAACCAAGCCACCACGUGGUGCUCAUGCAGGUGCGCUCAGUGAGCGUUGGCAGAGGAGCACCCGAGGGCUGAAUGUGCCGUUCUGCCCUCCCGCCGGCCUCCCGGGAGCCAGGAGUGGCACCUGUGUCGGCCCUCACACUGCAGACUGCCUGAAAUUCCUCCUAGAGGAAGUGACAUGCUCUUUCUGUUCUCGGCUAAGAAGCACCAGAAGCUCCGUGGGCGUGGGCGGCCUGAGCAGUGUGGACGCCUGGUGGACCUGGAGCCUGAGCACACUGCUGGAUGGCCUGUACCUGGAGAGCAGGCCCGCCGCCACGGGCACGCGGGGCAAGCAGGUGGGCUUCCCUCUGCUCCUGACCACCCGCCGUGGGGCGGGACCAUCAACAGCGCAUCCCCUUCCUUCCCUCCGCCCCCUCCCCACCCCCUCACUGCCAGCUUCCCCAGAUCCCUGCAUGUGCUGGGGGAGGGUGGGGCUGGGUACAGGGCAUGGCCCAUGCACAGAGCCUCCCGGUGCUCUCGGGGGCAAGUGCUACCUGCUGGGCCCGCCCGUACUCCGACAGCUCAAGGCUCCUCCUGGGAGUCCGUGCGAGCUUCCUGGGCCACUCUCAGCACUCACUGAAGACCCACUGCCUGCGUGUCACCCCAAAACCCUCUCCAUGACCGAUGUACAGGUCCAGAGAGUGGCCCCAAGUGCCCCCGAGGCCUGCGGGGAGGGGUGUGAGCUCACCCUGGGCAGGACCAGGCCAGCCGCCCUCGCAGCCCUGACUGGCCUCCGGGCCCGGCAGUGGAUCAACCGCAGCACCAGCACCGUGUCAGUGCGGUUCACCCUCUACAACCCCCCCACCCGCCUCUUCGCCAGCGUGUCCCUUAUUGCCAAGCUCAACCCGGCCGGGAGCCUUGCCCUGUCCACCUGGGUGGAGUCCGUCCCCAUCUUCCACAGCGACUCUACCCCCAGGUUCCGCCUCCUGCUUCCCCAGCUGGCCCUCCUGGCACUCACCCUGGCCCACCUGUGCCUCCAGCUGCACGGCCUGGCGGAGAAGGGCGUCCUCGGCUACUGGCGGCGGCCCGGGAACUGGCUGGAGGUGGCCCCUCUGUCCUGUCUUCAUGGGCUCACAGCCUCGGAAGUUGUGGUGGGAAGCUGCGGGCGCACCUGCUCCCCAGGCUCAAGGCCACACCAGUGCCUGGGCAGCACGGAUAUUGGUCAUUUGCCUGCUCCCAGGGCUCUCUGCACUUGGCAGCUGCCCAUCGCCGGAGCGGGCCUUGCCUGGUACGCAGCCUGUGGCCACCUGCUCUCCCUAAUGGCAGAAGCGACCAACCAGCUCCAGCAGGGGCUUCUGCCAGGGUCUGUGGACCUCAGUCUCGUGGCCUCAUGGGCUCAGAGGGCGCGGUGGCUGCAGGGAGCCCUUUCCUUCUUCUUGGCCCUGAGGUGCCUCCGUCCGCUUGGCUGGCAGAGUGCCACGGCGUCCCGCUCCCUCUCAGGCGUCUUCGCACCAGCGCUGGCUGGGCUCCUGGUGCUGGCUGCCCACUCCCACCUGCGUGGAAUUCCACUCUUCACCUGGGCCCCACCAUCUGGCACCUCUGCGGACACCUUCCACAGGCUGCUGUUCGGUUUCUCAGGAAGUGGCCAAAAAGAAACCUCCCGGGGCCUCCCCGAGUCUGACCUGCGGGUGGCGUCCAGGUGCUGCGCGGCCCUCCUCACAGCAGGGACAGCUCUGUGGUUUAUGCUGCUGAGAGGUUCCCUUAGGGCUUUUACCCCCAAAAGAAAAUCUUUCCGAGGCCGGUCUCUUGUGACACUGGGAGACGUGACAGCCUACGCCUGGGAGCAGGCGAGCUCUGCGCUGGGGCUGGCGAGGCCGGUGCUGGAGGAGGAGGCAGGCCCGGCCGAGAGUCCCGCCUGCCUGCUGGACGAGUUAGCAGGCCUGCUGGAUGAACUCCUGCUGAGGGUCGAGGGCCUGGCCGACAGCCCCCAGCUCCCACCCAAAGAAUGGCAGGACGCACCCGUGGCUGGGGCAGAGGGCGGCCCCUUGGUGGCAGCUUCUGAUGGCCAAGUGAUUGGGGUGAGUGCAGGAAAAUGUACUUUUAUCAACGUUCUUCAUGUUUUAAGUCAGACCCCCAGCCCCUCCCGGGAAGAGUCCCCCACCAAGACAAGGCCCUGGUGUGGAAGGGACUGUCGGCACGAACGCACAAAUGCGGGGAGCGGUGGCCCCCAGUCAUGGCAGAGCAGGACGUGCAGGUCAGGCCUGGAAAUGACGCUGCAGACAGACCAGUGGCGACCAGAUGUUCCCUGCACAGAUGUGCACGCGGGAGAAGCGCCGUCUCCCAGGCCAGAGGCCGACGCCCGGGCGCUAGAGCAGAGAUGCAAGAAGUCACGUGAGGACUUGAGGACUCGAGGGUGGAGGCCAGAAGAGCACCGCACACAGGGACGCACUGUCACACAGCGCUGGAGUCCCCACGUCCCCUGGGGGGCUGCUGUUCUAGGCCCCCCACUUCUCAGACUCCUAGGCUGUGGCCUCAUCACCCCAAGUUUCACGUGGCACAUCCCUGCAGCAUCUCUCUGCCCAGGUGUCCCCUUUCCCACGGACACAGUGGCACUGGCUCAGUGCCCCUCCUCAUGACCUCGUCUGAGUCACAUCCUCUGGAAACCAGGUGACAGUCGCAGGUCUGGGGGCCGGCACUUCGGUGCCCUCGGGGGCUGCAGCCCCACACAUGACAGUCACAGUUACACGAUUGUGGAGAUGGAAGGCAGGAUUGUGCGGUGUUUAAAUUGUUCCAGUGUUUAGAGAAAUGUUGUUCCGCCCAUCAGACAAAAGUAAACCAAACACUCAGAAAAUGUCCCAAACCCUCUGUUUUUUGCUCUGUGUGGGGACGAGGUCAGGAAGGUCACCUGACCUGUGAAAGGCCCAGCACCCUGUGGAGGGCAAGUGUCUUUCCCCCAAACCUGUGGACGACGAGCUCACCAAUUCUGGAGGCCUGGGUGCUGCGGCACCAGUGGCCAGGACAGUGGCUGGGGACACGAAGACCAUGGGACAGACGGCCAUCCAGGGACAGACCCACGCACAGGGGCCCAGCUGGUUUUUGACAAAAGUGCAAAAGUAAUUGGAUAGAGGAAGAACAGUGUUUUGUUUUUAAUUGUUGAUGCUAUUACAGGCAUCUCCU
This is a messenger RNA of Artibeus jamaicensis (Jamaican fruit-eating bat), 9478 nucleotides long. It is a transcript of the gene PKD1L1, whose product is annotated as polycystin 1 like 1, transient receptor potential channel interacting. Gene Ontology annotation, biological process: detection of mechanical stimulus. NCBI's taxonomy places the organism in Eukaryota, Metazoa, Chordata, Mammalia, Chiroptera, Phyllostomidae. The coding region runs from base 1 to 8937 and encodes 2978 amino acids. Gene Ontology annotation, cellular component: membrane. The record is from RefSeq and is a predicted model, not a curated record. The transcript is spliced from 52 exons. Gene Ontology annotation, molecular function: calcium channel activity; protein binding.